Staurois parvus is the source of this 341-nucleotide messenger RNA. Lineage: Eukaryota; Metazoa; Chordata; Amphibia; Anura; Ranidae. The record is from the annotation of a GenBank genome assembly.
UCAUGCUGCUGCCAGGUCCAGAGUGUGUCAUGGGUCCCUGUACGGCCUCCCAUUUGCUGCUGUCUCCAUCGCCACACUCUGCCAUGUGCCACUUUCAGGUCUCCUCACACUGCUGGUGGGUUCCAUUUUGUCAUAGGGUGCUGGCAGAUUACGGGCCUCCCAUUGCUGCUGCCAGGCCCGUAAUCUGUCAUGGGCCCCUGUACCGCCUCCUCAUGCUGCUGCCAGGUCCAGAGUGUCUCAUGGGUCCCUGUACGGCCUCCCAUUGCUGCUGUCUCCAUCGCCACACUCUGCCAUGUGCCACUUUCAGGUCUCCUCACACUGCUGGUGGGUUCCAUUUUGUC